Messenger RNA from Anopheles marshallii, 990 nucleotides. RefSeq names its product alpha-tocopherol transfer protein-like. The record is from RefSeq and is a predicted model, not a curated record. The transcript is spliced from 2 exons. Gene Ontology annotation, molecular function: phosphatidylinositol bisphosphate binding. Gene Ontology annotation, cellular component: membrane. The coding region runs from base 1 to 990 and encodes 329 amino acids. NCBI's taxonomy places the organism in Eukaryota, Metazoa, Arthropoda, Insecta, Diptera, Culicidae.
AUGACACCGAAACCGUUGUCCAUACCGUGCCUCGAAAAGGCGCCAGAGGUCUACGAUGACGAGUACGAGCAUCCGCAAGGUCCUGAAACAAUCAACAAAACGCUGGAAAUCAUACGUGAGGAUCGUUCGGCGGUGGAACAAAACCUGGCACAGCUGCGCGUUUGGAUUGCAAAGCAUCCCCACAUUCGGCUGUGCCGUACGGAUGCUCGCUUUCUGUUGCGUUUUCUGCGCGCCAGGAAACACUCCUUCCUGAGUGCGUCCCAGGUGCUUGAGCGCUAUUUGGCGGCGCGGAUAAUCCACCCAACCUGGUUCCAGCGUCUGGACAUCCGCGACCCGGAGCUAGCGGAUCUUACCGAUAUCGGAUUUGUGUACCCGCUGAAGGAGCGCAGCGCUGAUGGUUGUCUGAUCACUUUGUGCGAUUGGGGACUGCUCGAUCCGAAGCGUUACACCAUCGAUCACAGCAAUCGUAUGCAUGCACUACUGGCUGAGGCGUACAGUGAAGAUGCACUGUUCCAGUGUGCUGGUGUGGUGGGCAUCUUUGACAUGCAGCAUGUACAGCUUGCCCAUCACAGCAUAAUUUCACUGACCGUGCUGCGACAGGUGGCACAAUAUGUUAACAACGCCAUACCGAUCCGCUGUAAGGCGAUCUACGCUGUGAACAUACCGUCCGGUGCACUGUGGAUCGUAAAUGGACUGUUGGGAUUCUUCAACGAAAAGAUUCGCAACCGUUGCCGCGUGUUUCGUGAUUAUGACGAGCUUGCGGAAAACAUCGAUCGAAACUUGCUGCCAAAGGAGUACGGUGGCAAGGAGCCGAAAAGCGAACAUAUUCGGGCCUUCCGGGAGCAGUGUGAGCGUUACCGGGACCGUAUGUUGACGCUGGACGAAAUGGAGAUCGACCUUGAUCAUAAUGAGCCGUACUCACGGCACGUUAUGUUGGAUGACAUCGAGGGAGGAGCUGUCGGAAGCUUCCGUAAGCUGGAGCUGGACUAA